AUGUCAAGUUUAAAGUACAACUGUCAACCAACAAAUAGGCAUGUUACAUACUUUGAUUCACUUGCUGAAAGUAACAUAGUCCAAACUUAAUACAAACCUCCUUAUUUCUUAGGCUAUCAACAUAUGUAUUAAGAUUUAUCUAGUAACACUAUUGCAAUUUUUUACUCCCAACUGAUCAGACUACAAUCCAUUACUAAAACUGUGCUGAAUGCAUACAACCUGUACUGUUCAGCAAUCAUUUAACUGAUUUAGUUUGCUAAUAUGCUACCAACUGCUCCAAAUUUAUUAUUGGCUAGUAUGUUAUAAUUGGCCCUCUUAAUAUGGAUGCAGCUGAAUGGACUAACCCAAGAAAUUAAUGCACAACAUGUAUCAGCUCAUAUUACUUAUAAAAUGGAGCUUUGUUCAAGACAGCACCCCACUGAUAAAUUAAAUAUAGUUACCUCAAUACAAGCAAAUUAAACAUAUUAUUGUUAAAUUUGCAAUAAUGGUUUCAAUAUGAUCAGUAGAUGCUAACUUAAUCAAGUUCAUCAUAUAUUCAAUAUUACUUAUCCUUACACUUCUUGUAUUCUUAUUUGAUUUUUUUUAAUUUGUAUUUUUUUUAUUUUGUUACAGAACCGAGCCUUACGUUUUAUUAUGUUACUGUCUAAAGUGUCGAACCUACAAUGACAUCUCUACAAUCCUGUAGGCAAUACUUCACAAAUUGUUCUAAUCUUACGAUUAUACUUUAUUUUCUACACUCUACUUCAAAUAUCGGCUAAUUAUAUACAAGAUAUGAGUAAGCUACAUUAGCCCUUAGAUGCUGGACCAAUCAAAGUUGCAUACCUUGCAUGUUCAUUACUGAUGGUACUCGCACGUCAUGCACUAACCUUACAUAAAACUCUUCUAACUGCUUCCUAAUUCCGAUCAAUAGCACUCAUCCAUAUCACUUAGAUGUAGUGAAUUAAUACUCUUCUUGCCUUAGCUUCCACAAAAUGCAACACUUGAUGUACUCUGCUCUAUUAGUUAAUCCAUCUAUGUUUCAAAUACUAGUUGCUCAACUAUCAAUCCAAUCACUGGAUAAUGUAGUCUAAUCUUAUGUAAUUUUUUUUUCCUUGAAUCCAUAAUCAUUCCUCAAACUACCAACGUAUAUUUAACUGUUUUACCAAGGAUAUUUCUGGUAUGAGUUAACACUUGCGCAUUAAUUAGUUAUGUGUCAAAUAUCCUAAAUAUAGUUAUACUUGUACAUCAGCCACUACAUACAAUACCUGAUGACUGGCAGCGUCAUUCAGAUUACUCCACUAAUUUUGCUAAUUCGCAUAUUUUAAAACACCCAUUUGCAAUUAUCUACCAGUCCUCAGGACUAUUUGUUUGUAAUUUUAGGCUCUCUUAUGAAAAGGUCCUUUGUAUAAUUCCAUUUAUACUGA
Paramecium octaurelia is the source of this 1403-nucleotide messenger RNA. The record is from the annotation of a GenBank genome assembly. NCBI's taxonomy places the organism in Eukaryota, Ciliophora, Oligohymenophorea, Peniculida, Parameciidae.